Symbiodinium necroappetens is the source of this 156-nucleotide messenger RNA. The record is from the annotation of a GenBank genome assembly. NCBI's taxonomy places the organism in Eukaryota, Dinophyceae, Suessiales, Symbiodiniaceae.
GUAUGCGAAGCAUGCCGACAUCGUCAGAGGUCACAACAAGUGGGAGGGCAAGAUCCUCAAAGCCUUGCGCCAAAAUCUGGAAUCCGAGGAAUGGACGGACAAGCGCAAUGCUCUUCUCCUCCUCAGCAAGUCCUGCGAGACUUAUCCGAUAGUGGA